Dipodomys ordii (Ord's kangaroo rat) is the source of this 3399-nucleotide messenger RNA. Its product is annotated as ral guanine nucleotide dissociation stimulator-like. The record is from RefSeq and is a predicted model, not a curated record. Gene Ontology annotation, biological process: positive regulation of GTPase activity; Ras protein signal transduction. Gene Ontology annotation, molecular function: guanyl-nucleotide exchange factor activity. Gene Ontology annotation, cellular component: plasma membrane. Lineage: Eukaryota; Metazoa; Chordata; Mammalia; Rodentia; Heteromyidae.
AUGUCUUAUGUGAAGGAUGAAAAUAAAAUGACAAUGGGUGAGCCCCAGUGGGCAGAGACACUUAGUGCAGGCACACUGGAAGAGCUGGUGGACCACUUGGUGCCUGCCCAGCUGACGGGGGAGCCCUUCUUCAUCCCCACCUUUCUGUCCAGCUACAGAAGGUUUACCAAUGCCCAGCAGGUGCUGGACCUGCUGUUCAUAAGAGAUGGUGAAAUCCUUCCCUAUUCCUCUGAGAAGAUCAUCCCACAAGACCAGCUCAGAAAUGCCAUCUCCUCCAUCUUGGGCACCUGGCUGGAUCUGUACUCAGAGGAUUUCUGCCAACCUCUGCAAAGUUCAUGCUUCAAGAAACUAAUGGCUUACCUGCAGUCGUACAUGCCUGGUUCUGACGUGAUAUCUCGUGUCAACACUCUCCUGGGCCAGAUGGAGGCCCUGGAGCUCAGCAAGGCUGAGUCUGAGGGUGUUUCACCAGCCCAAAAUUCUUACGAAGAGUUGAUGCCAACCCAACCUGCAGCGGUGGUUCCCUGCCUAACAGGAAAACCAGUGUCACAUUCAGAGAGCCAGCUAGCUCCAUCUGUGCCUCUGGUGCCUGGCCCAGUGGGAGUCAAAGGCUCUAGUUCUGAGUGGGAGCCCAAUUCAGAUUUAGCACAAGCCUCAGUUUGUGUGGAAAGCCCAGCAGGAGAAUUGGCCUCAGCUUCACAGCUGGAGCCAACUCCACCUGUGGCUCUGGUGGCUAGCACAGCAGGAGAACCAUCAUCAGCUAGCUCAGACCUAGAGUCUGUGGCUCUGAUGCCAACCUCAGCAGCAGAACCAAUACCAUGUAUAGAGCUGGAACAAGAGUCAGCUCCAGCACCUGCUCUUGAGCUGGAGACAGAUCCUGUUGUGGGUCAAGAGCCUAAGCCCUAUGCAGAACCUCUUCCAGAGCUGGGCACAGCAGUCCCAGGUUCCAUUGAUUCAGAGCCUGAGGAGGCAUCAGGUUCCUCAGGAGACCCUUCAAGUCUUUCUUGUGGAACCUCCCAGAACUGUAUGAACAAGGAGAAGCUGGAUUUCUUGGCUUUUCCUCCUGAUCUGGUGGCCAAGCAACUCACCAUGAUGGAUGUGGAACUAUUCAAAAAGGUAGUGCCCUACCAGUGCCUGGGCUCUAUCUGGUCCAAGAGUGACAAGAAGGUCAAGGAGCACUUAGCCCCAACCGUCUGGGCUAACGUCACACACUUCAACAGCGUGUCAUCCUGUGUAAUCACAAGCUGUCUUGGGGAUCACAGCAUGAGGGCCCCAGACAGAGCUCUUCUGGUGCAGCAGUGGAUCAAGGUGGCCUGGGAGUGCCUAGUGCUGAGGAACUUCUCCUCCAUGUUUGCCAUCAUCUCUGCACUGCAAAGCUCUUCCAUCCACCGCCUGAAGAGGACCUGGGAAAUGGUUUCCAGGGAUAGCUUCCAAAGAUUUCACAAACUGUCAGAGAUAAUUUCUCCAGAUAAUAACCACACCAGGUGCAGAGAACUGCUAUUCAAGGACACUUCCAUAGUUGCCACCAAGAAGAAGAAGGCCAAGAGAGGUCUGCGGCUGUCAAAGGAGUUGGUGCUAGUCAAGGGCACUAUUCCCUACCUAGGAAUUAUCCUAAAGGACCUCAUGAUGAUUGACGCUGCCUUUCAGGACUUCCUGGAUGAGGGAGUGAUUAAUUUCCAGAAAUUGAGAAAGGAAUUCGAUGUGAUGGAGCAGGUGAGGCAGCUGCAGUCCACCUGCAAUUAUUAUACCUUCACACCAGAACAACACUUUCUUACCUGGUUCAGGGGCCUAGAGCGGCUCAGCGAGAAGGCCAGUUAUGACCUGUCUCUUGCACUGGAGCCCCGGACCCAGAAUAACAGCAAAAGCCUUAAUACCAAGAAGCGCUUUGGCAUUGGCAAGGCCUGGAAGAACUGCCAGGCCCAGAAAACUGACCUCAAUACCAGUAGAAGCUCCCAGUCCACACCACUGGAUCAGGCCAAGUGUGGCCCUAACAUCAGCAGUGGGGACAUCCCGGAAGUGACCUCACACAGUAACAGGAAGCUGGCUGGCUCAUCUAGCUCCCACAGAGACCUCAACAGGAGCCUCAACAAAGAAUCCUCUGAAUUCCGGGAAAAGGUCUGGAAAUCAGCCUGCCCCUCAUCUCCAGGAAUUUCAGAGACCUCCUUGUCUUCCAUCACCACCUCCACACCCUCAGCCUCUACCAAAUCUGAGGCUAACAGAGGCAAUAUCAAGAGCCCUGUGUCUGAGGUUAGAAGCAAGAGCUCCACCAUGCCUUUGUAUAAUCAGCAGAUAGGAGACUCCUGUGUUAUCAGGGUGAGCCUACAAGAGGACACAGGAAAUGUAUACAAAAGCAUCCUGGUGACGAACCAGGAGAAGACCCGGGAUAUCAUCCUGAAGGCCAUGAAGAAACAUUUCUCGCAUGGUUACAAGCCAGAGCACUUGGAGCUGGUCCAGAUCAUAUCAGAGGAUAGAAAGCUGAGGAUCCCUGGGGAUGCUAAUCUUUUCUAUGCCAUGAACAGCAUGGCGAAGUAUAAUUUUAUGCUGCAAAAGUCGACCUACUCCGGAGCAACAGUCAAGCAAGGAGCCAGGUCCACCCUACAGGAAGAGGAAGGAUGGAGAAACUGCAGGACACCAUUAUUUGCUAUCAAUGUGGGUACUUGCUACCUGACAAACUCAUUACUAUUUGAGAAAUGCAAAAGAAAACCAGGUCUUUGUGAUGUAGGCCUUCAUUUACUAUAUAUUGCCAAAGAAACUCCCAGAGCUCAGUUGCUCAGGAGCAAUAGUGCAAUUCAGAUGAUGGAGAAUCCUCUCUUGUCACUGAAAAGCGUUGCUAUACCAUGGCUGAGCCCGGAACUCGCCACCUUUGCAAUGGAUAUGAUCCUUGCCAUUGUGGGUGGGGUGGGGCUCUUCCGCCUGCUACUGCUACUUCCCUGCUUCAAGGAAAAUCCAUCUUCACCAACACCUGAGAGAAAGAACAAACUGACUAAGUACCCUGUGGAGAAAAGAGGCCAGAUCAAGAGCAGGAAGAAGAGUGUUGCUCUGAAAGGUGGACUGCAGCUGCCUCACCUGCUUCUAAACAUCGAAUUCCUGGUGAGGACAGAAGAGGAUGGUGACAUGACUGGGCUGUGCUGGGGAAUGGAUUUCUGCUCUCUGCAACGGGAGCCCCUCAUCUUCCUCCCACCCAGGUUCUCCCUGUUUGAACGUGAUUGCUUACACAGUCAGUCUCUGGAUGCUCUCCUCGGUCCCACCUCCGACACCCAGCUUUCUGCUGGAGCUAGUCUUGAGGAAUUUGCUGUUCCAGCUGAGUAUCUGCCUCUGUCUCAGGCAGCUCUGAAAGUCACAGACAAAAUUGGGUGCAGUGUUCUGCUCAGAGAGGAGAUGGAAGGCUCUCAAGAAUGCUAG